UGUACCUUGUCAGCUGAGGGAUUUGAACUUGCAGUCUUCCGGUUACUAGUACAAUGCUCUAACCACUAGGCUCCCCUGCCGUGAAGACAUGCAGUUCAAAUCUGCCCUAUUGAUCUUGUUGAUGGAUAAUAAAAUGAUCCUACCUAGACUAUCCUACAACGCCAUAAUCAAUGAAUAAUUGCAUUAUUAUUUUCAAAUAAGUACAGUUCUACUAUAGGCCGUAAACUGCAGUGAAACUGUUUGUUGAGUAAUGACUCAAAAGCCCUGUAUUUUGAAUGUUUCAUUCCAUUUAGGUCAGUUGUGGGUCUACUCUGAUUACAGAAAGGCCCAGUAGCAGGCUAGUCUGGCUGUAUUUUUACUUCUGAUACUGAUGCGCUGUCUGUUGCCGAUCAUCAUUCUCCUAAGUCGUCACAUAGGCCUAUGCCGCUGUGUUCUUGGGGACCUUCAAUGCUGCAGAAUUGUUUCUGUACCCUUCCCCAGAUCUGUGCCUCGACACAAUCCUGUUUCGGAGCUCUACGGACAAUUCCUUCAACCUCGUGGUUUGGUUUUUGCUCUGACAUGCACUGUCAAUUGUGGGACCUUAUAUAUACAGGUGUGUGCCUUUCCAAAUCAUGUCCAAUCAAUGGAAUUUACCACAGGUGGAUCAAGUUGUAGGAACAUCUCAAGGAUGAUCAAUGGAAACAGGAUGCGCCUGAGAUCAAUUUCACAUCUCUUAGCAAAAGGAUUGACAAGAAUCUAGAAUGUCACAUAGAACAUUUGAGGACGUGAAGGACGUCAUUCUAUCAGCCCACAAAAACACAGAGGCCGGGGACAAAGUCAGCUUCUACAACACCUGGGCAGAGAACUAUGACCAGGACGUGGGUCUUCUGGACUAUCGUGCGCCGAGUCUGGCGGCAAACUGCCUGUCCCCCUGUUUCCAUGGCGACCGGGUGACAGCAGUGAUUCUGGACGUGGCCUGUGGCACUGGAUUGGUUGCAGCACAGCUGAAGAGGAUGGGCUUCAGGCAUUUUGUGGGCGUUGAUGGGAGCAAAGGCAUGUUGGAACUGGCCAAUAAGACGGGCCUCUACCAGGACCUCAAGCAAUGCAUGCUGGGAGACGAACCACUUCCUGUCCAAGCUGGGCAGUUUGAUGUGGUAGUGAUUGUUGGGGCGCUAAGUGACGGCCAGGUGCCAGUGAGAGUCAUCAGAGAGCUGUGCCAGGCCACCAAACCAGGUGGUUACGUCUGCAUGACAACCAGAGGUAACCAUGACAACCUGGAGUACAAGGCAGCGCUGGAGCAUGAGCUGGAGCUGAUGGAGGGGGCGGGGCUCUGGGGUCACGUGGCGAUCACAGAGGUGGAGGACUGGGAGAAAGCCGCAGCGGAGCCGGAGAAGGGCUACAUACCUGGAGUGGUGUAUGUUUACAGGAAGUCAUCACAGUGA
Oncorhynchus masou masou (cherry salmon) is the source of this 1421-nucleotide messenger RNA. RefSeq names its product methyltransferase like 27 (gene mettl27). The record is from RefSeq and is a predicted model, not a curated record. Bases 741 to 1421 code for a protein of 226 amino acids. The transcript has 6 exons. NCBI's taxonomy places the organism in Eukaryota, Metazoa, Chordata, Actinopteri, Salmoniformes, Salmonidae. Gene Ontology annotation, molecular function: S-adenosylmethionine-dependent methyltransferase activity.